Molecule: messenger RNA, 1002 nt
Organism: Manihot esculenta (cassava)
Lineage: Eukaryota; Viridiplantae; Streptophyta; Magnoliopsida; Malpighiales; Euphorbiaceae
Exons: 1
Coding region: 77-937 (286 amino acids)
Source: RefSeq, a predicted model, not a curated record
UCUUCCAAAGAAGUUCAUUGCAGAUUCAUAAACUCCUGCAUAUCAUAUCAAAGUUGAGAGAACCUUUCUCACGAACAUGCCUCCUAUCACCGAUAUCAAGCAUCGCAGCCACCCAGCGCACGAUCUAAAGCUCUCACAUCCCGCCACGCCUUACAUCUGUGAUGGAUGUAAAGAGAUCGGUUAUGGGAUAUGCUACAGAUGCAGAGAAUGUAGAUUUUAUUUGCACAAGGAAUGCGCAAUCCCUCACUCACCUACAUAUCAUCAUCUCUUUAAAGGAAGCAAAUUCGAUUUCUACAGGAGAUCUCCAACAUCUGGGGGGAGAAUCUGUGAUGCUUGUGGGAAAGAUGUGAAUGGGUUUCUGUAUCACUGCUCAUCUACGGGGUAUGAUAUGCAUCCUAACUGUGCAAAGCUCCCACUUAUCUUAAAUGGGGAAGGUCUGACGCUAGAACUAAAAGGAAAAGCAUCAGCUUGCCAAAAAUGUCGUGUUAGUGGUCGUCGUUCAAAUGGGUGGUCUUAUGUUUCUAGUUGCGGCAAAUACUGUCUUCAUGUGGCUUGUGUGAAGGAGAUGAUUAUUGAGGCCUGGGAAAAGAAAUACUUUAAUCUACAAAAGGGCCAUGAAAUCAAUAGAAAUCACUUGAAAUUGCCGAGUAAAGAAUCCAAAAAUGGAAGAGUGAUAACCCGAGGUAGGGGAAGAAGCUCGUCACCUGGAAGACGGGAUGGCAGAACUGAGAAAGAGGGUAAGAGAAGAUACUCAUCAUGCGGACGAUCUUCUAACAAUCGGGAAAAAAUAACUGGGAGAAAUGCCGGAAGAAACCCAUCGAUGAUCUGGUUGAAUACCGGAGUUACAGUUCUUGGAAUUUUGCUUUCGGCCUUUUUGGGAGUUCCAAUCACUCCACUUGCAUCUGCAGCUGUUCUUCUUGCUAAAAAUUUAUUCUGAAGUUAAUUUUACUUUUAUUGUUUCGAGUUUAAAUUAUAUAUCAAACCUGCUUGAUGAAGCUGUAA